This is a messenger RNA of Zonotrichia albicollis (white-throated sparrow), 944 nucleotides long. The record is from RefSeq and is a predicted model, not a curated record. NCBI's taxonomy places the organism in Eukaryota, Metazoa, Chordata, Aves, Passeriformes, Passerellidae.
GGGCACUGCAGUGACUUGCUGAUAUUUCAGACUCAGCCUUAUUCCCUGCUCAGGCUGUGUCUGGACUGCAUCGGGAAGAACGCCGCUCUCUUGGAGAAGCAAAUUCCCUGUUUGCCACCCAAACUGGUGCAGGAAGUGCUGAAAAAAAUCACAUUUUGGGCAGCCAUGAGCCACAGGCAGGAGAGGAAAGCUGAGACUGAGAGGCAGAGCCAACUGCAGAGCACCUGAGGCAGGGCUGGGAGCUGGAUUCCUGAGGGAAACUUGACAUAAAUCCUUUCCUUGGGGAUCUCUCGUUUCCUGCAUUAUGGAAAACUGAUCCAGCUCCAUUUCUAGAUAAUUGUUCACCUCUGCCCUGGUGGGUUUGGCCACACAGCCCUCUCAAGCUUUUGUUCUUUUGGAAGGGGACAUUUUGUUCUUUUGGAAGGAUCCAUUGCAGCUGGAUAAAACACGGUUUGAGUUUAAAAACCCCUCCUUGGCCUUAACCCCCAAAAAGAUAACUUCACCUCGGUGUCUUGGGGAUGUUCACACUUUUUCAGUCUUAAAAGGUAACAAAUUUACCACCCUCAAAUGUUGGUUCCACCAGGCUCUGACCCAAAUCCAACCCUGGAGCCUCACACCUCACACUGCAAAUAGGAAAAAUCCAUCUGGGAAUUGUGGAACUUGGAAGAAAAAGCUGCCACAGCACCCGGUCUCUAUCAGAAAACUUCAGUUCAUCACCUGGUUUUACUGUUUCUGUCAUCAGGAAAUCCUUUUGGAAAUAAGUUGUAUAUUGUAUUUUGGAUGUGCAAAGUUUAUAUUUCAUUCUUGUUAAAAAAAAAACAGCAACAACAAAGUUGUUUAUUUAUUGUUUAAAAAAAAAAAGGCAAAUGUAGUACUGGUUAUUUUUCUGUUUCAAAUAUUUACUUAACAGGAGCACAGUCAUUAAAAUUUUAUAGAGAGUUGAA